AUGGAGCCAUCCGAGCGCGAUUCGCAACCCCCGCCUGAGGAACCCGUGAACUCCAUCGAGGAUGAUGGCGCGGGAGGCGCAAUCACCGACGCGCAAUGGAAGGCGAUGAUGGACGUGGUGAUGGUAAUUUACGAUUUUCGGGAAGAAGAUGGCCACGACCCGUCGCGAUUGUUCCAUCGUAGUGUCAAUAAGCGCAACGUUCCGGACUACUAUGACAUUAUCAAGGAGCCAAUGGCGCUCAGUAUCUUGAAACAAAGAAUCAACAAGCGAGAAUACAAGCAGUUUGCGGACUUUAUCCGCGACUGUGCCUUGAUUUGGCACAACGCGCAGACAUACAACAGACCCAGGUCGCAAGCCUACGAGGAUGCGCUCGUCAUCAAGGAUGUUUUCAUUGCCGAGUUCAAGAACCUGGCCGAUCGGGGGGUGAUCUCUGCCGAACAGGCUGAGCUUCCCGACCUAGGAGAGAUUCCAGAGGCCGAUCCCCUGCCCGAUGAAGAGGAGGAAGAGGAGGAGGAAGAUGAAGAUGAAGAAGAGGAUUCGGAGGAUGAGGGUCGGCGGAGGAAGAAGCCUGGCCCUAAACCGGGUUUCAAGCGGGGCAUGGCUGCGAAGCAAGAGCCGGACCUUCGGAAGAAACGAGGUCGGCCUCCGCGCGUGGACACCCCCAUGGAAACGCGCAUCAAGACGAUUCUGAAGGGCAUCCGGAAGUUCAAAGGACCCGGAGGUCAUUUAAAAAUUACCCACUUUGAAAGGCUCCCCGAUAAAUCAGCUUAUCCAGACUACUACAUGGAGAUCAAGGAGCCGAUCGCCAUUGACAUCAUCAAGCGCAAGUCUAAGCGCAAGAAGUACAACUCGGUUGACCACUUCAUGCGAGACCUCGAUCUCAUGUUCGAAAACGCCAAGACUUACAAUCAGUCGGACAGUCAGAUCUACAAGGAUGCCGUUGACCUGCAAAAUGAAUCGCGGAAGCUGGCAGAGCAAGAGAAGAAGAAACCCGACAGCGAAUAUCUGAUGGAAGAUGGCCGUUUCCCGCUGCCGGAUGGGAUAUUGCACCGGGGCGAGCUGUGGAAGGUCGGGGACUGGGUUCAUAUCCAAAACCCCAAUGACGUGACCAAGCCUAUCGUCGCGCAGAUUUAUCGGACCUGGCAGGACUCCGAGGGAGAGAAAUGGGUCAACGCCUGCUGGUACUACCGCCCCGAGCAGACGGUCCAUCACUUCGAGAAGCACUUCUAUCCCAACGAAGUCGUUAAAACCGGGCAAUAUCGAGACCAUCGGAUCGACGAAAUCGUUGACCGUUGCUUUGUCAUGUUCUUCACCCGCUACAGCCGAGGUCGCCCCAGAGAUCUGGCACCAGAAAAGGAGAUCUAUGUCUGCGAGGCGCGUUACAACGAAGAGAAACACAAGCUGAACAAGAUCAAGACAUGGGCCAGCUGCCUCCCGGACGAGGUGCGAGAGAAGGAUUAUGAGAUGGACCUCUUCGAUGUGGCUCGCAAGAUCAAGAAAGUCCCCAGCCCGAUCAAGCACCUCCUCAAGGAGGAUGCCAAGGAGACUGAUGACCUACCCAAGCCAACUUGGGGAGCAGAAAAUGCGCCGCCGGUGGUGGGCGCGGUGCAUCGUCGCCCGCGAGAUGAGAACGAGUCUCCUCCGCCAGAGCCCACUCCAUCCCCGCCCCCUCCCUCGUUGCCCCAGCCCACUAUUGCAUCUGCCGCGCCGCGCCAAUCCAUGGGCCAAGUACUUCCACGUCCCGGCAUGGGCAGCCCGGGCAGUGCUGCUGCACCGGGAGUCCCCCCAUUGCAGGCUCGCUCGCCCGUGGCACCAGUGGCUGCUCAGACGUCACCGGCACCCGUUCCAUCGCCGGCUUUCCAGUCUCAAAUGGCCUCGGCGCAGAUGUAUCAAGCUUCCCUCCCGCGCCGUCCGAGCAACUUCGCACCGCAGACGCCGGUUGGUGCGUACCAGGCCUCGCCAGCGUAUUCGGCAGCGCAGCCAUCACCAUACGCCCCGUACUCCACGAACCGCCUGAAUGCUUCACAGCCAGCGUACAACCCCAAUGCGCCCCGUACGGUUGAAGUCUUCCAUCUCAGCGAUGCAGCCAACGCGACGAUCCCCGCAGAUGUCCGAGACCAGUUCCACUGCGAUGACCGAGGUCGUGUUCUUUUCUUCUCUGCCCCGCCGUUGGACAUUAUCCCUGCGACCCAGCAGAAGCUGGGCCAUUCUCUCAAGUAUCUGGCGACCAAAGAGGAACGCCAGAAGAAGGUUGAGGAGCGGAAGCGAAAAGUGGCCGAGGACAGGAAAGAUCGGGAAGACGCCGCCAAGCGCCGGCGCGCAGAUGAAGAGACGGCUCUUGCCAGUCGAGUUGAAGCCCUCGCCGGCAAGGCGGUGGAGGCAAUGGUGCACCAAAUCGUUGACGGCACAGAUCAGUUGUACCGGGCAUUGUACCACGACCAGGCGGACAAGGUCAGGAAUGCGGAUAUCAAGACCCAGGAACGCCGGGUUCAGGCGGAUCGUUUGGUCCAGGGACAAAUCUCGCGGAUUCAGGCUCAAUCCACAGGAGAUGAGUUUGUGGAUCUGAAGAGCAGUGCCAUGUACCUGGGUGACAUCUAG
Penicillium alfredii is the source of this 2598-nucleotide messenger RNA. RefSeq names its product putative RSC complex subunit (RSC1). Gene Ontology annotation, molecular function: chromatin binding; protein binding. The transcript is spliced from 5 exons. Bases 1 to 2598 code for a protein of 865 amino acids. Gene Ontology annotation, biological process: chromatin remodeling. Gene Ontology annotation, cellular component: RSC-type complex. NCBI's taxonomy places the organism in Eukaryota, Fungi, Ascomycota, Eurotiomycetes, Eurotiales, Aspergillaceae. The record is from RefSeq and is a predicted model, not a curated record.